GCUGCACAAUCAGUGCUAUCAUGAUGUGCUAUUUUUGGCUCCUGAGUACAUCUCAGGCAGUGCCAUCCUUCCCACGCCAGCCCUGGUACAAAGAGCAGAGACUCCUCUUUCCUCUCCCCUGUCCUCUGUGGCCGCUCCUCCGGCUCUGUUCCCACUGCAGAGGGGUCUCUGGGCGCUUCUCCCUGCUCCUCCUCAUUUUCCUGGGAAAGGGGCUUUCCAUCCAAAGCUUCGUGUGGGAGGUUUCCUGUUGGCAUCCAGAGUACAUGUCCCAAAUAUGUCCAGCCUCACCCUCUGAUCCUAGUGCCAAAGAGCUGCAGGUUUUCCAAAAUGUGAUGUGUAAGAAAACCUAUUUAUCUCCUGUACUCUGGCAUCUGAGACUCCCAGAUUGCGGUCAAUGGAACAUAAUCCUGCUUCUGCAGCCCAAGGAGGGGGUGUGUGAAAUGACAGAUGACAGUAGCUAUCCUCCUUCCAUACUGAGGAAAAGGCCACCUGUGGACCAAGGUGUGGGGGAAAAGCGGAGAGCAGAGAGAAGGGUUCGAUUUCGUGAGCCAGAAGAAGUCAUUGAACAUGUCAUUUCCUGCUGUGACUACGUAGUGGCAGAUGACAGGACAUCAUCUGGAUUGCCUGUGCUCCUGGGGCUCUCGUUUUGUGCGGUGCUGAUCCUUGCUGUGAGUCUCUACUACACCAGCAUGAAGGAAGAUGCCAAAGUCCUGGAGGAAUUCCAAUCCCGACUUGUCAUCUUCUUCCUUCAUUUAAGACACGUUGCUCAGAGGUGCUGGACCUGGUUUAUGAGGCAGUAGCAGCGUCCUGCAGCCUGACACUGCUAAGAAACAUCACAGAAAAGCUCCCAGCGCGCUGCGGCCACAUGCAAGGAACGUGUGAGCAUCCACCUCAAAGAGCAAGAAAAUCAUCCCUGCUGUGCACCAUCCAGCAAACACUUGUUCUCCUUUCUCCUUCUUUGUGGUUGUUUUUUGUUUGUUUGGUUUUAGGGGUUUUUGUUUGUUUGUUUUUGUUUUUCACAUCAAUGAACAUUCAUACUAAUGCCUUGAAGUCCCACCAAACCUGUGCUUUAUCACCCUUAACAGCAAACAAGUAUCUGGAUUUUGUUCCCCAGAGUUUAAAAGCUGCUGAUAUGAGGAGCAAAAGCAGAGAGAGAAAUACACUGAUCUGUGAAGGCGGCAGCAAGCUCUGAAGAAAAGUCAUGUGUGGCUCAGGUCAAGGCUUUAGGUACCAAACCAUCUUCCUCCUCAAGUCUCCUAAGAAUUAUUCUGCAAAAGUUAAAAUAAAGCUGAGCUAUUGCACAGACACUGCUCUGGUGGCCAAAGGCUUGGCAAGCUGCUAUAUUUAUUUAUACACCUGAAAUGAUUAUUAGUAAAAUCCCAUCAAAUGGCUUUCUUGUUUCCCUUCAUGCUUUUCUUUUCCUCCAUGGGCAAAAACUGUUUCUUAAUGCUUCACCUGACUCCCAGGCGUGAAAAAGAACAUGGAAACUCAUUUAAACAGAAAAUAGUUUAUUUGCCUAACAUAAUAAAUAGCAGCAUUGAAACCCAGGUUAAUCAUCAAAUCAGUAGUUUAAUCCUCUGGGUUUGAUUCAGUCCAUAAACCCCAUGGGCUGACAGGCAAGAUCUAUAAGCGCGCUUGCAUUCAGACAGAGGUUAUGCCUGGGUGUUCAAGGGCUUCUAUCAUGGUAAUAUGGACUGCUUAUGAAGGUGUUGGAUGCAUAGUUCCUUUAUCACUCCAUUGUCUCACCAUACUGUGCAUUUGUCUAAAAGGAAUCCUUUUAAUGGAGCUCAUGUGGAACAGUGCUCUGAGUAUCCAAGAGGAGAACAAAUGACUCUUCAUGAGCUUCAAAGAACAGCACAACCAGAUUUUUAGACCUCAGAUUCUGCUCAGGUAGCACCUGAUGUGUGCUUGGGGUUAUUUUUUAUGGUGAGAUUGACAUCAGAACCUGUAAGAGCUGAAGGAAAACAAAAAGGGGGGGAAAUACUCCAGAGAAGAUGAAGAGAUGUCUGCAAGACCUUGGCUCAUAUUCCCCCUGCCAUUGCAACCAUCAGAAAGAGAAAAUGGUGCUUUACUUUUAGUAUUUUUUUUUUUAAAAGAGGGCCAUACGUCUGCCCCAGCAACCUUCUCCCUAGCAGCCCAAGAACUUUAACCAGGAGAGGAUAAACAGAAAUACAACACACAACCUCCUCUCAGGAGAAGAGGGGGCAGCAGCGUAACUGAGAACAAGUCCAAAAAACUGCAGACCAAGACAGAAAGAAGUGAAAGAAGUGUCUUCAGUGGCUACUGUCAUGCCCCUCUUAAGCUGUCAAAGGCACGAGUGUGGCAUUGCACAUGAGCUGGUCUGGGAAGCAGAGGGUGUUGUGGCCAGGGAAGCAGAGGGUGCUCUGGUCUGGGAAGCAGAGGCUGCUCUGGUCUGGGAAGCAGAGGGUGCUCUGGUCUGGGAAGCAGAGGCUGCUCUGGUCUGGGAAGCAGAAGCUGCUCUGGUCUGGGAAGCAGAGGCUGCUCUGGUGAGGAAAGCAGAGGCUGCUGUGGCCAGGGGAGCAGAGGCUGCACUGGUCAGGGAAUCAGAGGGUGCUGUGGCCAGGGAAGCAGAGGCUGCUCUGGUCAGGAGAGCAGAGGGUGCUAUGGCUAGGGGAGCAGAGGGUGCUGUGGCCAGGGAAGCAGAGGCUGCUCUGCUCUGGGAAUCAGAGGGUGCUGCAGGAGCAGUGCUUGGCUCAGGGGGCUGUGUGCAGAUCACUCUGUACCCCAGCUCAGAGGGUAAGUCCCACCACUUCUUCCCUUCCCUCUCCACUUCUCAGCCCUCCUGCUUAGGCAAUAAAGAAGAAAGGUUUUAAACCUGUGUGCGGGUGAAUCUCUGGGGAAAAGGUUUAGAUUGGUACCUGCGUGGAGCAAGGGGGUCAUUUCCACUUCUGUUUGCAUUUUUUAAUGUUUGUGAUCUUUUUAAUGUCCAGGUUGAACUUUUUUAGCAAACCAGUGGUGUUUCCUUUUGGCUCUGGGCUGACUCCUCUUAGGACUGUGAGGGAAAAUGUGGAGGUGGUAUGAAGACCAUAUAUGUGCUCACCUUCUUGCCCAGCUCCCCAGGAGAUGGACAGAGGAUCACCUUUCCACUGAGCCUGCUUUAAAUGGAAAACAUCCACGCUCCUCUUGUUGGGGCCCAAUUUAUUGGUGUGAGUGAGAACUGCUAUCACAUCUGGGCUGUCAGGGAUAUUUUGCAGGGGAACAGCUAUUUUUGGCUUUGGUGCUGGCUCUGUUUGGGACUGUUUUGGGCAUGGGAAAAUGCAGCACUUGAGUUAUCUUGAGACCACUGUUGAGGUCUCACCAUGGCUUUACAAGGUCUCCUGGGUCAGGAUUGUUUACUGUGGUCAGUCAGAUACUUGGCAGGCAGCAGAAAGCCAAAUUAAACUUGCCUCAAGUCCAGAAGGUUUGAAAUAAAUAAAAGCUAAAGCCUGUUUCUGGCAGAGCAGUGGCAUCUUGUAGGUAAAGAAACUGAAGCUAGGAAAGCCACUGCAUGUGGGAGUGAAUGAAGCAGGUCAAUAACAUGACUGGGAAUAGGAGAAAAAUUUCCAUCCCCUGGGCCUACAUUUCUUUACUGCUGCACAACUUCACUGUGGACUUACCUCUUUUAUUUAGUUCUCACAGUGAAGCUCUUUUUCCAUUCAUCCAUCCUGCUUAAAUACACACAAACCUUUUUCCCUCUCUGCUCCUUUAUUCUUUAGCCAUUAUAGCUUUAUCUUCACCACUGUGAGCUGGAUGUCGUUUCUCCUUAUUCCUGUUGUAUGGUGUUUUCUCUGGGUGUGACACCUUUAUGUGCUUGGAUGUCUAAAGUUACAUAAAAUCAUCUGUGUCGUGUAAUAAUCCCCUUGCUGGCCAAGCUGGGCAAUAUUUGCCUUCAGUACAACUCCUGAGAAUUUCUCAAUAAAAGUAAAAAGGAGAGAGAGCA
This is a messenger RNA of Hirundo rustica (Barn swallow), 3940 nucleotides long. It is a transcript of the gene C6H14orf180, whose product is annotated as chromosome 6 C14orf180 homolog. The record is from RefSeq and is a predicted model, not a curated record. The coding region runs from base 21 to 800 and encodes 259 amino acids. Lineage: Eukaryota; Metazoa; Chordata; Aves; Passeriformes; Hirundinidae. The transcript is spliced from 5 exons.